Molecule: messenger RNA, 1384 nt
Organism: Electrophorus electricus (electric eel)
Lineage: Eukaryota; Metazoa; Chordata; Actinopteri; Gymnotiformes; Gymnotidae
Gene: ankrd49
Product: ankyrin repeat domain 49
Molecular function (GO): protein binding
Source: RefSeq, a predicted model, not a curated record
CUAGCACUCAAAAAUAUGGCCGUCAUAUAUAUAGGUAAAUAAAAAGCUGCAAAGAAGUUAUUUGAAGUCUGUUAAGGAGUAAAGCUCUGAGAAGUGCAAAGGUUGGCCAUGGAGUUUCCUGAAGGCUUUAAUCAACUGGAACUGUUAGAAUCUCAUACUCAUAUGAUCCCUGCUGGGACGCAGAGCGCCUGGGACGAGGAGGAAGAAGAAGAAGAAGGUGGUGGUGGUGAUGAUGAUGAUGAAGGCCACCACACUGAGGAGUGGUACCAACAACAGGAACUCAAAUUAAAAAGCAAUCCAGCAGAGCUGAUGCUUUGGGCUGCUGAGAAAAACAGAUUGGCCACAGUUGCACAUCUCUUUGCAUCUGAUCCCGCCCUCGUGAAUUGCUGUGACGAUGACGGUUACACUCCUCUUCAUCGCGCAUCCUACAGUGGACACCUGCCUGUGGUCUCUGCACUUCUAGACAGAGGCGCAGACCUUCACGCAAGGACGGUUGACGGCUGGACGCCUCUGCACAGUGCUUGUCGCUGGGGGCACACGGCUAUUGCUUCCUGCUUGCUGCGCCGGGGGGCAGAGGUCAACGCCAUGACAACAGGCCAACAUACACCCCUGCAGCUAGCAGCAGGAAACCCCUCAGCGAGGCUGACCAUCGAGCUGCUGCUAUCACAGCGCACCAUACAGGCUGGACUCAAGAACAGCGUUGGAGAGACAGCUUGCGAAAUUGCACUCCGAAUGAGUGCACACUACAGUCUGUUUGAGAUGAUAGAGCCGUGUAAUAACAUAUGUUGACAGAGUUUUAUAAAGAGGCAACACUGUGCUCUUAUCCAUGAACAGAUAUGUUUCACACACUAAAUCGGGACAAAAGGUAGAAAAUCUUCUCAUUUAAUGUUCAAUUUUUCAAAAUCAACAGGAAGGCCCAACACUGAACUCUGAAAUGACCAGAUAUAAAGAAAACCAACACAUAAUAAAUAAAUAAAAGUUUGUUGUCAUUGACAUCUCCAAAAGACCAAUUAGUCUGAUCUAACCCCGGAACACUGGGUCUCUUUUUACCAUGCUAUGUUGCCAUGGUAACAUUUGCUGCACAGCUGCCCUGCUCCAGGAAAGGUCAUGUUUGGUAUUACUGAUCAUUUCUGGCUCAUCAAUAAUCUGUGUAUGUACUUAAGGAAUCUUAAAGAUUAUGGAACAUGCAGUGAAUGAAUAUCUCUUUACCAGCUUCUAAAAUCUUGUUUUACAAAUGCCAUGUUUUCACUCUUCCACAUGGCAGUAGCCUAGGCAUUGCUAUGUUUGAUGUUUAUUUAAUUUUGCAGUCAGUACUAAUUUAUAUGCCUUCUCUGAUGCUGAGAUUCUAAACAAAAAAAGUUUGACUCAUGUUACUCAAACUUCA